AAAUCAUGUGAUACAUUUACCUAUUGUUUACCUUCCUGCUGGAAUUUCUAUUUCUACAGUCGUUUUACUCCUUUAAACUAAUAACUUCUUUUAUUGUUUACAAUGGCAUCAUCGACACCCGUGUGUGGUGUAUGUGAUCAAAGUAAUAUUACCAAACCAUCCAUAAUCUGGUGUUUUGAAUGUGACGAAGGGCUUUGUUCAGAAUGCAAAGAUCACCACAGUAGGUCAAAGGGAACACGAAAACAUUACACCGUACUAAUAAGUGAAUACCAGGAAAUACCAAGUGACAUUGUCAAAAUCACUCAAACCUGUGGCAAACAUAAUGAGAAGUACACAUUUUAUUGCAAAAAGCAUGAAAGUCUUUGCUGUGGUAGUUGCAUUGUAGAAAAUCAUAUGGAAUGUCGAGACUUCGACAAGUUGGCUGAUGUAAUUCAAAACACUAAACUUUCGAAUGCCUUUUACGAAAUAGAACAAUUAUUAGUAGAACUUUCCGACAAUAUUCAAAUUAUUCGAAAUGAUAGAGAACACAACUUGAAGAGGUUAUCCGAAAAGAAAAUGCAAAUUGAACAAGAAGUGAAACAAACAAGGAUUACAAUCAACAACCAUUUAGACAAAAUACAAGACGACAUUAUGAAAAAGUUAAAUGAAACCGAAGCAAAUGAAAAUAAGAUAAUUAGCGAACUACUGAACUUAUUGAAGGAAAAUGAAAGAGAGAUAAUUGAAUUCCGAACAAACAUUGAAAAUAUCAAGCAACAUGCUACAGAUCUACAGACAUUUAUUUCUAUGAAGGAGCUAGAAAAAAAUGUCUCAAUCAAAGACGAAUUCCUGCAGUCUGUGAUUAACAGCGAAAAGUUUAAAGACCGCGAACUGUCGUACAAUACAAAUUCCGCCAUGCAAGAUUUAGUUAAUCGUAUCAAGAACUUUGGAGAAGUAAAGAUUGAGAAAAAACCAUGCGAUGUAGUCCUCACAAGGAGGAAAGACAAACAAGCCCAAAUAAUGCUUCUGCACAUAUCAUCCAGGUCAGUCGACAAUAUUAAUUUGAAGCUGCUUCAAACUAUAAAUACAACAGGAAAGAACAUUACGGGUUGUUGCAUGUUACCAGAUGGUAAAAUGGCGUUUUUGUCUUACUUUGGUGGAGCUGUAAGAGUAUUCAACCUAGACGGCACCAACGACUUUGAAUUGAUUACACCGACAUUUGCAUUCGACAUAGCCUACAUCAGUCACGACAACACACUUGCUGUAACAUCAGGCGAGUCAGGUAGGAAAUGUAUCACAAUCAUCGACAUACAAAACAAACAAAUCAAGAAAACAAUACCAGUUGAUUCUCAAUAUUAUGGCAUAGCAGUGACAGAUGGCAAAUUCAUUUGUUCUGCUGAAGGAAAAGGAAUUCAACUGAUCAAUCCGCACAACAACUCAACAAUUGAUAUAGUCCGCGAUAAAAUACCAGCGUGCUGUUACGUGGCAAUAUUUGGUGACAAAAUGUACCAUACAAAUAACCAAUCAAACAACGUUACAUGUUAUGAUCUACAAGGUACAGAACAAUGGAAAUUUAAGAAUGAAAAAGUCCUCAGGGGUCUGAGUGGUAUAACUGUCGACAAUGAUAGUAAUGUAUACGUAGUAGGAGAAUAUUCGAAAAAAGUAGUAGUUAUAUCUUCUGAUGGACAACAAUACAAAGAGUUAGCCAGUGAUGGUCUUUCCCAUCCUGUGUCUAUUGAUUAUAACAGAACUACAAAUCAAUUACUGGUUUCGAAUUUUUACGACAAGGCAUUUACUUUUACUUUGAUUUGAAUAUUUAUCAUUUAAGCUGCCAAAUGAUUUUAUUUACACCACCGAAGUUGUAAUAGAAGCAUGGAAAAUCGUUAUUGUAAUAGUUUUUUUCAAACUCUUUUAAUUGUUUGUCUAAUGAUCAUUGAUGUUCUCAUACCGAGAUAUAUAGUCUAGUUUAGAUAUACUGUUUAACUAAUUAAAUUACUUAAUAGAAUAAAUAUCAUUUAUACUAAGUU
Mytilus californianus (California mussel) is the source of this 2003-nucleotide messenger RNA. RefSeq lists its product as uncharacterized. Gene Ontology annotation, molecular function: zinc ion binding; protein binding. The record is from RefSeq and is a predicted model, not a curated record. The coding region runs from base 103 to 1788 and encodes 561 amino acids. NCBI's taxonomy places the organism in Eukaryota, Metazoa, Mollusca, Bivalvia, Mytilida, Mytilidae. The transcript is spliced from 2 exons.